Molecule: messenger RNA, 321 nt
Organism: Rhizophagus irregularis DAOM 181602=DAOM 197198
Lineage: Eukaryota; Fungi; Glomeromycota; Glomeromycetes; Glomerales; Glomeraceae
Source: RefSeq, a predicted model, not a curated record
AUGACAAGCAAUACUAAUAAUAAUUCUGAUCAAGACGAUGCUCAAUUAUAUAAUGAACUACAUGAAGAACUUUUAUAUGAAGUACUUUUAUAUAAGAAGAAAGAUAUAAUAGCUAUUCAGAAAAAACUCGGUAUGGCGAUGGAGUCUCAUCCGAGACCACCCCCAUCUAUUAAUGGCAAUACAAAUAAAACAGCAUUGAAUCAAAGCAAGAAAAAAAAGACACUUAAAGAUUCAUUUGGGCUGUUAUUUGAUUUGGUGGAGGAAUUAAAACUGAUAUAUGAGAAAAUCGAUAUUUGUGGUAAAGCUGCCGCCCGAAAUUAG